GUCGAUGACGCGCGUGCGUGAAGAUGGCGGAAGUUCUCUCCUGAGCUAAAGCGGCGUCGCUCGGUGCGGAUCUAACAAACUCCCGAAGACGGAUCGGCUCGGCCUCGCGUCCCGCAUCUGACCCGCCGACAUUUUCGGACGCUCUCUCCUCCUGACAGACGGCCCCGCCCCCGAGCUCACGUGAUUGGCCAGAGUCAGAAGUUGUCGCGCUCUGAAAGAGUCAAUGAUUAGCUCGCGGCGACUGAACAUUAAACCGUGUCUGUAGGGGGGGAUAUGUCAGGCGGAAGCAGAAACCUGGGUCUUCCUCUCGGCCGGAGGAUCACGAAGCUGUCGUAAUCUCUAACCUGGGAGCGGCGGCGGCGGCGUUUAGCAGGCUCUCUCUCCUCAGGGCCGUCGUUGAGGCCCGACACUCGAUCGCCGAUGAAUAAUUAACCCGGGGAUCAGCUCGAGUGAAAGUUUAUUCAGAUCUGAUCGCUCCGGCUGUGACGUAACCGGAGGAGAAGUUCCUGCAAUCUGGGAUCUCCUUACAGGAGGAAAGGGAGAAACACUUUCACAUCUGUUUUUUUUAUGUAUUUUGGCUUCUUGAAGGAUAUUGAAGUCGGUCGGUGUGGGUUGUUUAGUGCGGUUUUCAGCGUCAGAAUAUGGUCUCUGUGUAGCCGUAUGUCAUGGCCUGCAGUGUCGCUAAAGCCGGCCCUGCUAAUGGCUUCCCACUGAAAGCACAGCUGCAGAUCAUGGUGAUCUCGGCCAAACUCAAGGACAACAAGAAGAACUGGUUCGGCCCGAGUCCGUACGUGGAGGUGUGCGUGGACGGCCAGUCCAAGAAGACGGAGAAAUGCAACAACACGCACUCGCCCAAGUGGAAGCAGUCGCUCACCGUGAUCGUGACUCCCUUCAGCAAGCUGAUCUUCCGUGUUUGGAGUCACCAGACGCUGAAGUCGGACGUUCUUCUGGGCGUGGCCACUCUCGACGUCAGCGAGACGCUCCGGUCACAUGACAUGAAGAUCUGUGAGGUGGUUCAGACCCUGCAGCUGUGUACAGACAGAGAUCAGCCGGACAGCAUCGGGGAUCUGUCCGUGUGUUUGGACGGUCUGCAGGUGGAUCCUGAAAUGUUCCAGUCAGCCGAGGCCAACAACCAGAGUGCUUUAAACGGGGAACCCGAGCUCAAUGACGACUCAAGCAGAAGCAGAGACCCGUCUCCUUCGGUCACAGACGGCCAGGAGCAGCCGGCGGCUCCUAACGGCCGCGUCAACGGCAUGGACUCUCCUUCGGCGUCAUCCAGAGGGUCGCGACCCCAGAGACCCCCGCGACCCUCGCGACCUCCGCCGCCGACCCCACGCAGACCCACGUCCUCUCCAGCUUCCUCCACCGGCUCGUUUCCUGACGGCAGCGACUCGUCCCGUUCAGACACUCCGGUUAGGAAUCCCAGCGGAGGCGGGGCCUCUGAGUCUAGCCCCGGCCCCACCGUGGAGCAGCCUGGUAGGACGUCCCUCAGCGUAGUCCCCGCCCCCAGCAGGAUUCCCAGCAUGGUCAACCCUGGACCGCUGCCGCCCGGUUGGGAGCAGCGGGUCGAUCAGAACGGACGUCUGUAUUACGUUGAUCAUGUGGAAAAGAGAACGACGUGGGAGAGACCGGAGCCUCUGCCGACGGGCUGGGAGCGGCGCGUGGACCCGAUGGGCCGGGUGUAUUUCGUGGACCACAUCAGCAGGACCACCACGUGGCAGCGGCCCACGAUGGAGACGGUGCGAAACUACGAGCAAUGGCAACACCAGCGCAGUCAGCUGCAGGGAGCCAUGCAGCAGUUCAACCAAAGAUUCAUCAUUGGGCUGCAGGAUCAGGCUUCAGCCACCCAGAAUAAGGAGUUUGACCCGCUGGGACCUCUUCCGCACGGCUGGGAGAAGAGAACGGACAGCAAUGGCAGAGUUUACUUCGUUCAUCACACGACCAGGACGACGCAGUGGGAGGAUCCGCGCACACAAGGUUUGCUAAAUGAUAAGCCGCUGCCGGAAGGCUGGGAGAUGAGGUUCACGGUUGAUGGCAUCCCUUACUUCGUAGAUCACAACCGCAGGACCACCACUUACAUCGACCCACGGACCGGAAAAUCCUCCCUCGAGAAUGGCCCUCAAAUCACAUACGUACGAGACUUCAAAGCCAAAGUUCAGUACUUCAGAUUCUGGUGUCAGCAAUUAGCAAUGCCCCAGCACAUAAAGAUCAACGUCAGCCGCAAAACGCUGUUUGAAGACUCGUUUCAGCAGAUCAUGAGCUUCAGCGCUCAGGAUCUCCGGCGCAGGCUGUGGAUCAUCUUCCCUGGGGAGGAGGGGCUUGACUACGGGGGCGUGGCCAGGGAAUGGUUCUUCCUGUUGUCUCACGAGGUGUUGAACCCCAUGUACUGCCUGUUUGAAUACGCUGGCAAAGACAACUACUGCCUCCAGAUAAACCCCGCCUCUUACAUCAACCCCGAUCACCUCAAAUACUUCCGCUUCAUUGGACGCUUCAUCGCCAUGGCUUUGUUUCAUGGGAAAUUCAUCGAUACAGGCUUCUCGCUGCCGUUCUACAAGCGCAUCCUGAACAAGCCCUUGGCUCUGAAAGACCUGGAGUCUAUCGACCCAGAAUUUUACAACUCGCUCAUCUGGAUCAAGGAUAAUAACAUCGAGGAGUGCGGGCUGGAAAUGUUUUUCUCGGUGGAUAAGGAGAUCCUGGGUGAGGUGUCGACUCACGAGCUGAAGCCGGACGGCGGGAACAUCCAGGUCACGGAGGAGAACAAAGAGGAGUACAUCAGGCUGGUGGCGGAGUGGCGUCUGUCUCGUGGUGUCGAGGAACAGACUCAAGCCUUCUUUGAAGGAUUUAACGAAGUUCUUCCGCAGCAGUACCUGCAGUACUUCGAUGCCAAAGAGCUGGAGGUGAUGUUGUGCGGAAUGCAAGAAAUAGAUCUGAACGACUGGCAGAGAAACACUAUUUACAGACAUUACACCUCCAGCAGUAAACAGAUCCUGUGGUUCUGGCAGUUCAUUAAAGAAAUGGACAAUGAGAAGCGCAUGAGACUGCUGCAGUUCGUCACGGGCACCUGCCGCCUGCCCGUCGGGGGCUUCGCAGACCUGAUGGGGAGUAACGGACCGCAGAAGUUCUGCAUCGAGAAGGUUGGGAAGGAGAACUGGCUUCCCCGCAGCCACACAUGUUUUAAUCGUCUGGAUCUGCCGCCGUACCGCAGUUACGAGCAGCUGAAGGAGAAGCUGAUGUUCGCUAUCGAAGAGACGGAAGGAUUCGGCCAGGAGUGAGACGCUUUCUCACACACACACACACACACACACACACACACAGAGGACUUCUCAUGCACUCUAGUUUUUUCCGAGAGGACAGACCGAUGAUCUGACACACAGGUGCAUUAUGGGAAAUUGAGGGUUUCUGCACUCACCUGUCACUUGGUAUUAAUUUCUAUAUCCCCGUGAGACGAGGAGGCUUUAUGCAAGCGUGUCAGAGAUGUGCCGCUGACGUUUCUACACGCGAUUUAAUCCAGCGAACGACUCCCGGAGAAAGAAGAGUCCCAGAACGAUGGGAACGGUUCACCAGAGCUCUGUGAAUGUGUGUUUUUAUGUUCACGAACCCUACGACGGGUCUCCUUGUGCCUUUUUUCCUCACCGUCAUCCAAACAGACGGAGUCAUGAACAGUGUAGCACUCGACAGCGGCGAGGACCUGACGGCUCGACCGAAUCAUUCGCUCCGACCGUCAAGAAAUGGCCAGUUUCAUCCCAAAAUCAUUUAGAAGUUGCGUUUUUUUCUUUUCUUUUCUGCAGCUUGAGGCAGUUUGCGAAACAAUUGAACACGUUUCUGCUAAUUCUCAUUAUUAUAAUGUGGGGGAAAACAAAUAUUUUCCACAUGUUCAUGUAACUGUGAGGUGAAAAAAACAAAAACGUAGAAAACGGUAAAAAAUAUGCUUUUGAUUGUAAGUAAACAUUGUGUUGUGAACUUAAAAUAAAUAAUAAUAAACAUUUAAAAAAAAACUAAAACAUUUUAGCAGAUUUUAUUUUACAGAAAAGCUUUUUUCCACAUUAUGCUAAUGAUGUAAAUGAAAAAAAAAAAAGUUAGAUUUUCAUGAAAAUACUGUUGCAGUGCGAAAACAUUGUAACAUAAUGGUGUUUAUUCUCGGUAUAUUAAUAUAUAAAAUCUAAAUUGUAAAUUAAAACACACACACACACACGCAUAUAUGAAUUUUGAGGUGAAACAUGGCUCAGAUAUUUCUAAAAUGAUGAUUGCGUGAUUUCAGGACGCUCUCGUUGUCCGGUGUUUCUGAUUUCACGCUCCGCUUCUCCAGCGCUGAUUCACGUUACUAAAUGAUUUCUCUGAAAUGAACUGAAGCCGUGGUUUUUCGGUCGCGGCGCUGGCCUCGGAUCCCUGAAGCGAUGAUGUGAGUUUAUUUGGGCCUAAAUCUGGGCGUGCAGUAUUUGUGACGGCGGCGCUCUAGUUCUAUAGGGCCGGCUGCUCUGAACGCAUUUCGAAGUAUUCUGGAUGCUCCUGGGCUGCAGCUUCUUUCAUGUUUCGUGAAUUAUUUGAAGUGAAUCUCGUCUAAACCACUGGAGGAGCCCAAAACCCUGCUAUAAAGCGCACAGCUGUGAUUCAGCGCGUUGCAUUAUGGGUAAUAAUAUCAUAACUCGAAUGGAUGACUGUUUUAGGGUGUCAGGGAGGAUCUUUUUUUUU
Molecule: messenger RNA, 4689 nt
Organism: Puntigrus tetrazona (Sumatra barb)
Lineage: Eukaryota; Metazoa; Chordata; Actinopteri; Cypriniformes; Cyprinidae
Gene: itchb
Product: itchy E3 ubiquitin protein ligase b
Exons: 25
Coding region: 666-3272 (868 amino acids)
Biological process (GO): protein K29-linked ubiquitination; ubiquitin-dependent protein catabolic process; protein K63-linked ubiquitination
Molecular function (GO): protein binding; ubiquitin protein ligase activity
Source: RefSeq, a predicted model, not a curated record